CAUAUGGGGAAGGAAAAAAAAGUCGUUGGUAACCUAGAAAUUACAAGGAUACGAAAUCUAAAGAUACUGAGAAGAGAAGUUACAACAAGAAUGCAUAAACAUGGCUUUGUUGGAACUGUACACCAAGUACAACAGAGUGUGGAUACCAGAUGCAGAACAUGUGUGGAAAUCAGCCGAAAUUACGAAAGACUUUAAUUUUGGGGACAAUAUUCUUGAAUUGCUUCUUGAAGAUGGCAGUGAGCACCACCUCCCUGUUGACCCGUCAAAACCUCAACUCCCUCCGCUCCGCAACCCGGACAUCUUGGUGGGGGAGAACGACCUCACUGCCCUCAGCUACCUGCACGAACCUGCAGUCCUGCAUAACCUCAAAGUGCGAUUUGUGGAGUCCAGAAUCAUCUACACCUACUGUGGUAUCAUACUGGUGGCUGUAAAUCCAUACAAACAGCUUCACGUCUACGGAGAUGCAAUCAUUCAUGCCUACUCAGGCCAGAACAUGGGGGACAUGGACCCUCAUAUAUUUGCAGUAGCAGAAGAGGCUUACAAACAGAUGCCCAGAAACCAGAAGAACCAGUCUAUCAUUGUCAGUGGUGAAUCCGGAGCGGGCAAAACGGUGUCUGCUCGGUACGCCAUGAGGUACUUUGCUGUUGUGAGCAAAUCUGGAAGUAAAACUAACGUUGAAGACAAAGUCCUGGCGUCCAAUCCGAUAACAGAGGCAAUUGGAAACGCAAAGACCACCAGGAACGACAACAGCAGCCGUUUUGGGAAAUACACAGAGAUCGGCUUUGACAGGAGGUACCGGAUCAUCGGAGCGAACAUGAGGACAUAUCUCUUGGAGAAAUCCAGAGUUGUCUUUCAGGCAGACAACGAGCGAAACUAUCACAUAUUCUACCAGAUGUGUUCUUGUGCUCACCUGCCAGAAUUCAAGCAUCUGAGGCUGUUGAGUGCGGAUGAGUUUGAGUACACCUCAAUGGGCGGAGAGAUCCGUAUCGAAGGUGUGGAUGACAGGAAAGACAUGGAGGAGACCCGGCAGACCUUCUCACUGCUGGGGUUGAAGGAGGACUUUCAGUCGGAUGUGUUCAAAGUUUUGGCUGCCAUUUUGCACUUGGGAAACAUUCAAAUCCGAAACUCUGGAGAUGGACAUUCCUCAGUUCCCCCCGGUGAUCCACACCUGGAGGCCUUCUGUGAGCUGCUGAGCGUGAGUGCGGACGGGCUGGUCCGGUGGCUGAGCCAUCGCAGGAUCGUCCUGGUGGCCGAGACGGUGGUGAAGCCGGUGCCCAAAGAGCGGGCCGUAAGCGCCAGAGAUGCCCUCGCCAAGCAGGUCUAUGCCCAUCUGUUUGACUGCAUCAUCAACAGGAUAAACACUGCGCUGCGGGUUCCAGGACAGCAACACGCCUUCGUUGGUGUGCUGGACAUUUAUGGCUUUGAAACGUUUGACGUCAACAGCUUUGAACAGUUUUGUAUCAACUACGCGAAUGAGAAGCUUCAACAGCAGUUUAACUUGCAUGUGUUCAAGCUGGAGCAGGAGGAGUACAUGAGAGAGGACAUUCCAUGGACGUUGAUAGAUUUCUACGACAAUCAGCCGGUCAUUGAUCUGAUUGAAGCCAAGAUGGGGAUCCUGGACUUGCUUGAUGAAGAGUGUUUGUUUCCUCAGGGGACCGAUCAGAGCUGGCUGCAAAAGCUGUUCAACUACCUGGAUGCCAAUCCUCUGUUUGAGAAGCCCAGGUUAUCAAACGAGGCAUUUGUCAUUCAACACUUUGCAGACAAGGUGGAAUAUCAAUGUACAGGUUUUCUUGAAAAGAACAGAGACGCUCUAUAUGAAGAAUUGGUUGACAUUUUGAGAGCCAGUAAGUUUCCUUUUAUAGCCAACUUCUUCCAAGAGGAGAAGCAAAUCUCUGUGAACAGUAAAGGUAUCAAAGUGAGACCUGCCAGACCCGGAGUGAAGGCAGCUAACAAACAGUUGAGAACCUCAGUGGGAGAUAAGUUCUGCAGCUCCCUCUCUUUACUGAUGGAAACACUGAAUGCCACCACCCCUCACUAUGUUCGCUGCAUUAAGCCCAAUGACGUAAAGCUCCCGUUUGAAUAUGACUCCAGGAGGGUGGUGCAGCAGUUGCGAGCAUGUGGAGUCCUUGAAACUAUUCGCAUCAGUGCUCAGAGCUAUCCAUCCAGGUGGACAUACAUUGAGUUUUAUAGCCGUUACAGUAUCCUGAUGUCAAACCAGGAGGCGGUCCUCAAUGAUAAGAAACAGACCUGCAAGAACGUCUUGCAGAGGUUAAUUCAGGACCCCAACCAGUACAAGUUUGGUCGGACAAAGAUCUUUUUCCGAGCCGGUCAAGUAGCUUAUCUGGAGAAGCUGCGUCUGGACCGGCUGAGAGGAGCCUGCUCUACAAUCCAGAAACAUGUCCGUGGGUGGUGCCAGAAGAGGAAGUACCAGCGCAUGAGAGAGGCUGCCAUCGUCAUCCAACAGUACAUCCGGGGAAAGAAGUCCAUCCGUAAAACAGUGAGUGCUGCAGCACUGAAGCAGGGCUGGGCCACGCUGGUGAUCCAGAGAUACUGGAGAGGUUACCGCAUGAAACAGAUCUUCCUGGUGGUCCGUCUGGCUUCCAUCACCAUCCAGGCCUUCACGCGAGGUUGGAUGGCCCGUAAACGGUACAAGAAGAUGAUCGAGGUGCAGAAAGCCCUCAUUCUGCAGAAGUAUGCCAGAGCAUGGCUGGCACGCCGGCGUUUUCAAACCAUGCGUCGGCUGGUGAUCAACGUUCAGCUCUCCUUCAGAGUUCAGCAGCUCAGAAAGAAGGUUGAAGAGCAGAACAAAGAGAACCGUGGAUUGAUGGAAAGACUGACACACUUGGCCAGCUCACACUCUCAUACCGUGGAACGGCUUCAGGGUUUGGAGGCACAGUUGGAAAAAUCAAACAGCCAGAAAGCCUCUGCGGAGGCGAGAGAGAAGAAAGUCAAAGAAGAAGCAAGUCUGACAAAUGCACAACUUCAGAAGGAAAUAGAUGCAGUAAAGCUCGAAAAGCAGAACUUGGAGAAAAGGUUUGAAGUUUCCACCAAAGAGGCCAAAGAGAGCUUUGAUCAGAUAAAGAGGAACCUCCUGGAAGAGAAAGAGUAUGAAGCAAGGUUUAGAAAAAUUGCAGAGAACAACAUUGACAUCCAGGCACAGGACCAUGAAAGGGAGGUGGAAACUCUGAAAGAGGAGAUUAAGAGACUGAAAGAAGAGAGAGUCACCCUGCAGAGACAGAUCGAGGAGGGAGGCCUGGUGAACUCUGACCUGCAGGAGCAGAUCGUCCAGCUCACCAAACACGUCAAGGUCAUUCCGGAGCUCCGCAGAGAUCUCAAUAAACUGCAAAACCAGAGGAACAGCAUGGACCGAAAGAUGAAGCAACAGUCAGAACAAGCAAGAGCUAAAAUGAACGAUAUUACGAGACAACUUCUUGGCGGUGUGGUUGAGGAGGACGUUGUUUUGGGGCUGACUCUAGACCACUCUGAGGAGAUGAAUGAAGGUGAAGAUUUUCUGGCUUCCUUUGAUGGUCUACAGAAAGCGAUCAGAAUACAAGAAAACCGGCAGAAGGAGCAGAAGGAAAGCCACGAGACGCAAGUGGAGGGCUUAAACUUGAAGAUGGACCACCUUCAAAAUGAGAACAGCAAGUUGCAGAACCUGUUCCAGGAGAAAAGUGACCUCAACGAGAACAUUCGCCAGGAAGUGUCCAGACUCAGCAGCGAGAACUCAGUUUUACCGGAGCUGAAGCUGCAGGCUUCAGAGCUGCAGAGACAAAAGCAAGAAUUGGAGGCCUCCCUAGAGGCGCAGAGCAGAGAGCUAGCAGAAAAAACUGAGGAGAUCACAAACAUUUUUCAAAAGAAGAUUCAAGAAGAAAGCUCCCAACGCAGACACUUUGAGGAAAAAGCUGAAGAUCUGGAGGAGCUGAAGAGGGAGCUUCAAGGCAAAGUGGAGGAGCUGGAAGACGAGAGUAAUCAUUUGAAGAGACAGCUGCUGAUGGAGAGCGAGGCCAAGAACAAACUGAGACAGGAGAUUUCACAGAUAACCGCUGAGAAUAUGGACUUUGAAGAGCAGCUUGACCAGAAAGACAGACUAAUAAAGAAACUUCAGAAUCAGAUAAAGAGCCUUGAAACAUCACAGAAAGCCAAGCAAACGCCCACACCUGCUAUUCCUAAAGAUUACCUCGGAAUGUUGGAGUACAAGAGAGAGGAUGAAUCCAGGCUCAUUCAAAAUAUCAUUCUGGACCUGAAGCCCAAAGGUGUGGUGGUCAACAUGAUUCCCGGGCUGCCAGCGUACAUCCUCUUCAUGUGCGUCCGCCAUGCCGACUACCUGAACGAUGAAGUCAAACUGAAGUCUCUCAUGAGCGGCAUCAUCGGGGCGGUCAAAAAGGUCAUCAUGAGUCAUCGCAAAGACUUUGAGUUGCUGUCAUUUUGGCUCUCAAACACGUAUCAGCUGCUCAACUGUCUGAAACAGUACAGCGGGGAGGAGGAGUUCCUGAAACAAAAUACUCCUCGACAGAAAAAGAACUGCUUGCAGAAUUUUGAUUUGUCUGAACACAGACAGAUUUUCAGUGACCUGGCCAUCCAAAUCUACCACCAGUUCAUCUCCGUCAUGGAAAAGACUCUAACUCCUGCCAUUGUGCCCGGAUUGUUGGAGCACGAGAGCUUACAGGGGUUUUCCAGCACGAAGCCGACGGGCCUCAGGAAGCGCUCCAACAGCACCUGCGAGGACUCCGGGACGCACACCAUCUCCUCAGUGGUUCAGCAGCUCAGCGCCUUCCACUCCACCAUGAGCCAGCACGGCAUGGAGCCGGGGCUCAUCCACCAGGCCGUCAAGCAAAUGUUCUUCCUGGUCGGCGCCACCACCCUCAACAACAUCAUGCUCCGCAAAGACAUGUGCUCCUGCAGGAAGGGAAUGCAAAUCAGGUGUAACAUCAGUUACCUGGAGGAAUGGCUGAAGGAGAAGGAGCUGCAAAGCUCUCAUGCUAUAGAUACUCUGCAGCCGUUGUCUCAGGCCGCCUGGCUACUGCAAGUCAACAAGUCCACUGACCAAGACGCCAAAGAGAUCACUGACAAAUGCACCGAGCUCAACCCCGUUCAGAUUGUGAAGAUUUUAAACUCCUACACUCCCAUUGAUGAUUUUGAGAAAAGGGUGACAUCGUCAUUUGUUCGCAAAGUUCAGUCUUUACUGCAAGAUCGGGACGGGUCCACCUCACAGCUGAUGCUCGACUCGGACUAUCGGUUCCAGGUCACGUUUCCUUACCGCCCGUCCUCGCAGGCUCUGGAGCUGCUGCAGGUCCCGAGCAGCCUUCACCUGGGCUUUCUAACCAGGAUCUGACACAGCCGGCCUUCAACCUUUUCCUUCUCAUGACUAAUAAGCUGGUGGACUAUUACUAUAAUUUACUGUAUAUAUAAAUAUGUGAACACUUUAAAUAAACAAUGAAAAAGAAAAUAUUUUAAAUAGGGGCCUAAUGGUGCAAAAAUCCUUUGUAAUUGAUAAAUGGUUUCAUUUUUUAUUCAAACACUUUAUCUGUUCUCAGGUGGAAGUUCCUGUG
Pungitius pungitius (ninespine stickleback) is the source of this 5549-nucleotide messenger RNA. It is a transcript of the gene myo5c, whose product is annotated as myosin VC. The transcript is spliced from 40 exons. The record is from RefSeq and is a predicted model, not a curated record. The coding region runs from base 101 to 5332 and encodes 1743 amino acids. Gene Ontology annotation, molecular function: ATP binding; microfilament motor activity; actin filament binding. Gene Ontology annotation, biological process: vesicle transport along actin filament; actin filament organization. Lineage: Eukaryota; Metazoa; Chordata; Actinopteri; Perciformes; Gasterosteidae. Gene Ontology annotation, cellular component: vesicle; myosin complex; actin cytoskeleton.